CAGUCUGUGACAGCUUUACAAGAGAGGAACCUCUGACGACGAAUAUUUUCUUCUAGAGGAAGGAAGGAGGAAGAAGAAUAAGGGCGGACCAAGAUGGCCGCGCUGAGGAAGGUAGCAAUCUGCCUCCGCCUCCUCAGGAGUUCUGCACGUAUCCUGAGCAGCAGAAAACCUGCGAAAUGGUCACGUACUUUGUACACAAGUCUAGCGUCUUUAACUGUCGGUGGUGGACUGUGUGCGAUACCUUUCAAACAGGUUGACAACCUCUCUCACGACUCUCUGGUCAAACGAGCAGCCUCUCUUGUAACGGACAGUUCAAGCACUUUUCUCUCUCAGGCUGCCUUGGCUCUGAUGGAUGCCAUCACAGAGUACUCAAAAGCUGUGCACACACUUAUUGCUCUCCAAAGACGAUAUUUGGACUCUCUGGGAAAACUGACUCCAUCAGAAGAGGACACAAUCUGGCAGGUGAUCAUUGGCCAGCGUGCAGAGGUUAAUGACAGACAAGGUGAAUGCAGGCGUUUUGAGGCAACCUGGGUCAGUGCAGUCAAGCUGUGUGAAACGGCAGCGGAGGUAGCGUACACGUCAGGAGCUGAACAUGCGUCCAUCACGAUGAGGACAAACAUUGAAGUAGCCCAGACGCAGGUGCAGGAGGCAAAGAAACUGUCAGCGGAUGCAGAUAAAAAGCUGGCCGAGACUAAAGUAAUGGAGGUUGAAAGAAUGACACAAUAUGCUGCAUCCUUACAGAAUAAUACCGACGAGGAAGAGGUGCCUGAGGCUUAUUUAAGAGAAGACUGAAACAACAGAAAGCAUACAAAGAGGUUUUGUAAAUUAGAACUUGAAGUCAUCCUGACAAUGUCUUCUUUUGAGUUGGAAAGAGUUUUGGCUCUGUGAUUUGUUAUGUAUCAGUCACAGAAAAUUGUGUUCAAAUGUUUGUGCUAACAUCUGCACAUAAACUGCAAUGCUGAAAAAGUGAAACGCACACAAAAUGGUGACAUCUGAAUAAUUCACUGCAGUCUUUUUAAGUGUUUGGUCUUUUAAGACUAUUAUUAGAAUAAUGCCUGUGCAGCACUGAUGACAGUAUGUUUAUUGUAUUGUGACUUGACCAGCAUCAGAUUGUGUGUUAUAUUUUGCCAAAAUUCAUUGUAAUAAAGACAAAACACUAUAUAACAACAUA
This is a messenger RNA of Scatophagus argus, 1171 nucleotides long. Its product is annotated as diablo homolog, mitochondrial-like. Gene Ontology annotation, biological process: neuron apoptotic process; intrinsic apoptotic signaling pathway in response to oxidative stress. Bases 94 to 792 code for a protein of 232 amino acids. Gene Ontology annotation, cellular component: mitochondrion. The record is from RefSeq and is a predicted model, not a curated record. Lineage: Eukaryota; Metazoa; Chordata; Actinopteri; Scatophagidae. The transcript is spliced from 6 exons.